Messenger RNA from Columba livia (rock pigeon), 1881 nucleotides. RefSeq names its product transmembrane p24 trafficking protein 3 (gene TMED3). Lineage: Eukaryota; Metazoa; Chordata; Aves; Columbiformes; Columbidae. The transcript is spliced from 3 exons. Bases 47 to 730 code for a protein of 227 amino acids. The record is from RefSeq and is a predicted model, not a curated record. Gene Ontology annotation, cellular component: COPII-coated ER to Golgi transport vesicle; endoplasmic reticulum; endoplasmic reticulum-Golgi intermediate compartment. Gene Ontology annotation, biological process: intracellular protein transport; endoplasmic reticulum to Golgi vesicle-mediated transport; Golgi organization.
CCAUGCCGGGCGGGCGCCACGUCAGGCGGGGCGGGGCCGGGGCGGGAUGCGGAUAGGGAUGACGAUGGGGACGGCGAUGAGGACGCGGGUCGGAGCGCGGGUCCUGGUGCUGGCUGCGCUGCUGUGCGCGCUGCGGCCCGGCCGGGCCGGCGGCACCGAGCUGACCUUCGAGCUGCCCGACAGCGCCAGGCAGUGCUUCCACCAGGAGCUGCAGCGCGGCCUCAAGUUCACGCUGGACUAUCAGGUGAUCACCGGGGGACACUAUGAUGUGGACUGCUAUGUGGAGGACCCCAACGGCAGGACAGUCUACAAGGAAACCAAGAAGCAAUACGACAGCUUCUCGCACCGCACCGAAGUGGAGGGUGUCUACACCUUCUGUUUCAGCAACGAGUUCUCCACCUUCUCCCACAAAACUGUCUACUUCGACUUCCAGGUGGGCGAUGAGCCACCGAUCCUGCCUGACAUGAGCAACCGCGUCACCGCCCUGACACAGAUGGAGUCCGCCUGUGUCACCAUCCAUGAGGCUCUGAACACAGUGAUCGACUCCCAGACUCACUACCGCCUCCGGGAAGCACAGGACCGGAGCAGAGCUGAAGACCUCAAUGGCCGGGUCUCAUACUGGUCAGUUGGGGAAACCCUCAUCCUCUUUGUGGUCAGCAUCGGGCAAGUGAUGCUGCUCAAAAGCUUCUUCACUGAGAAGAGACCCGGCAGCAGUGGGGCCAGCACUUAGAGCCACAGCCAUGCUGUGCCCAAAAUGCUGGGCGAAGCGGGGCGGCAGUGUUCUCCUGGCUCAGGCUUUACCUCUAUUUUCUGCAAGGUGCUGCCACCGGGAGGUGGCUCUGGGGGAAAUGGGAGAGUGUGAUGCUGCUGAGCCAGAUGAAAAAUAGUCACCAAAGUGCCGGCGGCCCCAGCAAAUUACCCCCAGCAUCAUUCCCCAUUUUGCCUGUGCUUGCCUUGCCUCUCUGUCCUCUCUCCUGGCUGGUCUGUCCACGCUCAGCGGCUCCACCAGGGCAGCGGGUGGGUGUGCUGGGGUUUGGCAUCAACAUUCCAGCCCCUUGUCCAAUGCCUGGUGCCCCUUCAGAGCCCAAUGGGACUGCAAGGUGCAGCCUGGUGGCAAGCGAGACCCCUUGCUGCCCAUACACACCCCGCAGGGCCAGGAGCUCUGCCCAGGCUGGCAAGAGGACGGGGCAACGCUGACCUCCCAGCACCCCCAGCACCCACCUCCUGAGUGCUCUUGCCUCAAGCCCACCUGCUGCCAGCCCAGAGCAGAGCUAUCUGCCAGCUGUGGGCCCUGAGCUACAGGCAGAGCCAUGAGCACAGCUACCCCAUCUGCCCACAGCAGGCAGGGCGCUGCCCGCAGCCAGCAGGGUGUCCCCACAGAAGGCAGGGUCUCCCCGCAGCAGGGCCAGGGCUGGCAGCAGCAUCCCACAGCUGCUGGCUGAAAAACAGAGGCGAGGUUUCAGCAGGGGCUUUUUGCUUGGUGGUUUCCAUUGCUGUGCAAGCCCCUGUCCUCACAACAAAGUAUUUCCCAAAGCCGCCUCUGCCACGGGAGUGAGCAGCGCACCCCGUACCAGAUGGUAUUUUCAUACUUACACAAGCCCACACCUGGGGCUUGGUCCCCCUGCGCAUCCUGCCAUGCCCAGCAGAGCAGGAGCAGGCACAGCUCUGCCCCCUGUGCCCAGGGAGCCUCAUCUGCACCCCAGCAGCAGUGAGGAACCCCUGUGUCCCUGUGACUGCAGCCCCAUUCCCUGGAGCCCCACCAAACAGAGACCCCAAUGAGAGUCUCAGCAGCCCUGCGCAGCACAGGAUUGCACCUGUGGAGCUGGGGCAGCACCGUCAGCAUCUGACUUUGCCACUUCGUAAUAAACCCCUGCGAUUGUG